Messenger RNA from Vicia faba (fava bean), 1524 nucleotides. NCBI's taxonomy places the organism in Eukaryota, Viridiplantae, Streptophyta, Magnoliopsida, Fabales, Fabaceae. The record is from the annotation of a GenBank genome assembly.
AUGUCAACAACUCAUCACCUUUAUUUUACAAACACCAUCCUCUUUUUCUUCCUCUCUACCUCAUUACCAUUUUUAGCAACAACCACUUCCAUUCCACAAGAGCUUCUCAAAGGCUUCUCCACAACCUUACUCUCUACAUCCACAUCCUUUCAACCCGUUCUAACCGACCCAACCGGCAACUUCUCUUUCGGCUUCCUCCGCCACAACCAAAACGACCUUCAACUAGCCGUCGUUCACACACCUUCCUUAGAACCACUAUGGAUCGCCAACCCAACCCAAUUAGUAUCAUGGGCCGACACCACACGCCUCUUCUUCAAUGGCAGCUUAGUUUUGUCGGAUCCUAAAAGAAGCAUCACGUGGUCAACGAACACAGACGGAGACUGCGUGGUGCUUCUCAACACCUCGAACCUACAAAUUCAAAACAAAGCUCCACUCUGGGAAAGUUUCCAUUUUCCUAGAGAUACCCUCGUUCAGGAUCAAAACUUCACCACCAACAUGACUUUAGUAUCGUCUAACCGUCUCUACUCGUUACAGUUAGGCGAUAAUUUCAUGGGCUUAUACAUACUUAACUCCGGAGAAGAACAAGGAAAGUCGUUAUCAUUAUCAAAACGGUUAUUUCUGUUAUACUGGAAACGCACUGCAUUACAAGCAAAAGCUAAGGUAAUAAUCGGUGCAGGACCUAUUUCUGCAAGAGUAAGCAUAGAGGGUUACAUCGGAAUGUAUCAAACAAGUUCAAAACCGAUUGACGUUCAGAAAUUCAACAGCUUCCAACAAACAUCAUCAACGUCGUUUCUCUUGGUUCGUUUAGAAUCUGACGGGAAUCUCAAAGGUUAUUAUUGGGAUUCAACAAAGUCAACCUGGCUACUUAACUAUCAAGCUAUAACAGAAUCCUGCGGGCUUCCGAAUCCUUGCGGUUCGUAUGGUUUGUGUACGCCAGGAGAGUCUAGUUGUUCUUGUUUAGAUAACCAAACCAGUUUCAAAUCGGGUGGUUGUUUAGAUGACAGUGGUAGAGAUGGUGAAUUGUGCGGUGUGGAUGGAAUUGGUGGAGAGAAAAACUACAUGAUUUUGAGAAGGAACGGGGUGGAACCACCUCAUAAGGAGUUAUUGGAGGAAGUAACAACGUUGUCUUUGGAGGAAUGUGAAGAGUUAUGUGAGAAAAACUGUAGAUGUUGGGGAGCGUUGUAUAAUAACCAAACCGGGUUUUGUUACGUUAUGGAUUAUCCAAUAGGAACAAUGUUGGGAACUGAAGAUGAGUCAAAGAUGGGUUAUUUUAAGGUGAGGAAAGGUGCACGGAAGAGGAAUAGGGUUGGGGUUAUAAUUGGAAUUGUGGUAGUUUUUUUUGUUGGGGUUAUUAUUAUUGGGGGUGUGAUUUGUGUAUUGAGGUGGAGAAAGAAAAAAGUGAGUAUGAAGGAGGAAGAUAAUUGGGCCUUGUCCGGCCCAUAUAAGAAUCUGAGAUCCAAAAGUUUUAGUUCAAUUGAAAUGUCAAAUAGGGAUGGCAACGGGGCGGGUCGGGGGCGGGUUUAG